Molecule: messenger RNA, 1107 nt
Organism: Clunio marinus
Lineage: Eukaryota; Metazoa; Arthropoda; Insecta; Diptera; Chironomidae
Source: the annotation of a GenBank genome assembly
AUGUUUAUGAAGAUAAUAAAAAUAUUUCAAGUCGCUGGAAUUUAUCCAGUUCGGACAUUCGAGUUAACAGUUUAUCAAAGUAACGUGGAAGAAAAAAGAUUUUAUGGAAAUUUAUCAACUUUCUGGUCAUUCUUCAACUUGACUAUCGUUCUAAGUUUGAUUAUUGCAAUCGGAAUGAAUAAUCAAAUAUUUUUCUAUGAUGAAAGUUCAAUUGGAAAUUUGAGCGACAUUUUAGUUUAUUAUUCAUUGCUAUUCGCUCAUCUUGUCAUCAUUAUUGAAUCGCUUCGAAAACGAAAGCAUCUUGUGAAAUAUUGGAAAUUUUAUACCAGAAGUUUGAGAAUUUCUAAAAUGUUUCGUCAGAAUAUUUGGAUUAGAAAGCUUUUUGUGAAAGUUUUGAUUCAUGCAACAAUAACAUGUUUGUUUGAGUUGAUUAUUUAUAUUGGCAUAACAUCAGAUAGGGAAUGGACGCUCUUCUGGUCUGCUGAAGUCUUCAGUUUGAUGAUCACUCGACUUCAUAAUCUUUUGCAUAUAUUUCUUAUUGAUGUAAUAUUUUUCACACUUCAAGAUAUGAAUUCACGUCUCAAAAGUGACAUUUUAUGGUUGAAGGUGAUAGGAGAAGACAAAAAAUUCACUAAAAAGUUUCUCUAUAAAAACAUUAAAGCCAUCAAAACUCAAUUUAAAAAUGUCAUGGAGAUGGUUCUGUGUGUCAAUCGAUACUUUCGUUGGACUCAGGUCUUUAAUAUGGGACAAACUUUCAUUGAAAUCACUUCAGAACUUUACUGGGUUUAUGUUUUUUCAGUUAAAGUUGAUACGGAAUUUUUAUGGGGUAAAAUUGUGAUAAUUGCAAUUCAAUAUUUUCCUAAAUUAACUACAAGAUGCAUUAAAGAAGCUCAUGAGAAGCUCGCUUUCAACAUUAACCACAUUGACGUCUUCAUUGAUGAUCGAGAAUUGAGAUCACUUAUAAUGGAAUUUUCACUUCUUAUUGCACAAUCACCAAAAUACUUCACCGCAAGAAAUUUCUUCAUAAUUGACUACACUCUUGCUGGAAAAAUGUUGUCAGCUGUUUUGACAUAUUUAGUGAUAUUUAUUUCGUUUGAACCAAGAUAG